Molecule: messenger RNA, 943 nt
Organism: Neomonachus schauinslandi (Hawaiian monk seal)
Lineage: Eukaryota; Metazoa; Chordata; Mammalia; Carnivora; Phocidae
Product: olfactory receptor 4F15
Exons: 1
Coding region: 14-943 (309 amino acids)
Biological process (GO): G protein-coupled receptor signaling pathway
Cellular component (GO): membrane
Molecular function (GO): olfactory receptor activity; G protein-coupled receptor activity
Source: RefSeq, a predicted model, not a curated record
AGCAAUAGACAGAAUGAACCAGUCGAUAGUAUCAGAGUUUGUGUUCCUGGGACUCACGAAUUCAUGGGAGAUCCAACUUCUCCUUUUUGUUUUCUCCUUUUUGUUCUACUUGGCAAGCAUGAUGGGAAACCUUGUCAUUGUGUUCACUGUAACCUUGGAUGCUCAUCUACAUUCGCCUAUGUAUUUCCUCCUGGCGAACCUCUCAGUCACUGAUAUGUUGUUUUGCUCAAUCACAGCCCCUAAAAUGAUUUGUGAUAUUUUUAAGAAGCACAAGGCCAUCUCUUUUUGUGGAUGUAUUAUGCAGAUCUUCUUUAGCCAUGCUGUUGGGGGCACUGAGAUGGUGCUGCUUAUAGCCAUGGCUUUUGACAGAUAUGUGGCCAUAUGUAAGCCUCUGCACUACUUGAGCAUCAUGAGCCCAAAGAUAUGUCUAUACUUUUUAGUCACUUCUUGGGUCAUUGGGCUCAUCCAUUCAUUGGUUCAAUUAGUUUUUGUGGUAGAUUUGCCUUUUUGUGGCCCUAAUGUAUUGGAUAGUUUUUAUUGUGACCUUCCCCGGCUCCUCAGACUUGCCUGCACAAACACCCAAGAACUGGAGUUCAUGGUUACUGUCAAUAGUGGGCUCAUUUCUGUGGGCUCCUUUAUCCUGCUGGUCAUUUCAUAUGUCUUCAUUUUGUUUACUGUUUGGAAGCAUUCCUCUGGUGGCUCAUCCAAGGCUGUCUCCACACUGUCAGCUCAUAUCACUGUGGUGGUUUUGUUCUUUGGGCCACUGAUGUUUUUCUACACAUGGCCUUCUCCCACAUCACACCUGGAUAAAUAUCUUGCUAUUUUUGAUGCAGUUAUCACUCCUUUUCUGAAUCCAGUCAUCUAUACAUUCAGGAACAAAGAGAUGAAAGUGGCAAUGAGGAGACUGUGCAGUCGUCUUGUGUAUUACAGGAAGAUUUUGUGA